Molecule: messenger RNA, 1450 nt
Organism: Aethalodelphis obliquidens (Pacific white-sided dolphin)
Lineage: Eukaryota; Metazoa; Chordata; Mammalia; Artiodactyla; Delphinidae
Gene: DHRS13
Product: dehydrogenase/reductase 13
Exons: 5
Coding region: 137-1261 (374 amino acids)
Source: RefSeq, a predicted model, not a curated record
CCGCCUCCGCCUUCGCCUUCGCGAGGCCGAAGAGCGCCUGUCGCCCUUCCAGGCCCGUGCGGGGCGAUCCCGCAGCCUCCAGGCGGCGAUCCAGGGCGGCUCGAGGCCUGAGCGGGAGCCUGGAGGCGCGGCCGGCAUGGAGACGCUGCUGCUGAGCGUGGGGUUGCUGCUGGGCGCCUACGUGCUAGUCUAUUACAACCUGGUGAAGGCGCCGCCGUGCCGCGGCAUCGCCAGCCUGCGGGGCCGCACGGCCGUGGUCACGGGCGCCAACAGCGGCAUCGGGAAGAUGACGGCGCUGGAGCUGGCGCGCCGGGGAGCGCGCGUGGUUCUAGCCUGCCGGAGCCGGGAGCGCGGGGAGGCGGCCGCCUUCGACCUCCGCCAGGAGAGUGGGAACAAUGAGGUCAUCUUCAUGGCCUUGGACUUGGCCAGUCUGGCCUCCGUGAGGGCCUUUGCCACUGCCUUCCUGAGCUCUGAGCCACGGCUGGACAUCCUCAUCCACAAUGCCGGGAUCAGUUCCUGUGGCCGAACCCGGGAAUCCUUUAACCUGCUGUUGCGAGUGAACCACAUCGGCCCCUUCCUGCUGACACACCUGCUGCUGCCCCGGCUGAAGACAUGCGCCCCCAGCCGCGUGGUGGUGGUAUCCUCAGCCGCCCACCGUCGAGGCCGCCUCGACUUCACACGCCUGGACUGCCCAGUGGUGGGCUGGCGGCAGGAGCUGCGGGCAUAUGCCGACAGCAAGCUGGCCAAUGUAUUGUUUGCCAGGGAGCUCGCCACUCAGCUUGAGGGCACUGGCAUCACCUGCUAUGCAGCCCACCCAGGGCCAGUGAACUCGGAGCUGUUCCUGCGCCACGUUCCUGGAUGGCUCCGCCCACUUUUGCGCCCAGUGGCUUGGCUGGUGCUGCGGGCACCACGAGGGGGUGCCCAGACCCCCCUGUACUGCGCUCUGCAGGAGGGCAUUGAGCCCCUCAGUGGGAGAUACUUUGCCAACUGCCAUGUGGAGGAGGUGCCCCCAGCUGCAAGAGACGACCGGGCAGCUCACCGGCUAUGGGAGGCCAGCAAAAGGCUAGCCGGGCUUGGGCCUGGCGAGGGUGCCGAAUCUGAUGAAGAUCCCCAGCCUGAGGACCCAUAUUCUCCGAGCAGCCCCCACCCUGAGGAGCCCACGGCUUCUGAACUCUACCCCAGCCCUCAGAGUUCACCAGACUUGUCUAAGGUCAUGCGCCGAAUUCUGGUUAAAGCUGAAACUGAGCUCCAAACCUCCUAACCCCCAGGCCGGGAGGCUUUCCAGGGCACUUGGUGGGCCUUGAAAACCUUAGCUGUGUGCCAGGCCACGCACUGGGCAUUGAGAGGGUUGCAAUUUUUACCUCCAUGUUUACCUUCUGGGGCUUCAAGCUACAUCCUGGACAGCUCGUUUCCUGAUGGAAGGAAAUAAAGGGUGAUGAUUUCUUCCUGA